This is a messenger RNA of Paramormyrops kingsleyae, 3035 nucleotides long. RefSeq names its product phospholipid phosphatase 3-like. Gene Ontology annotation, molecular function: phosphatidate phosphatase activity. Lineage: Eukaryota; Metazoa; Chordata; Actinopteri; Osteoglossiformes; Mormyridae. Gene Ontology annotation, cellular component: plasma membrane. Gene Ontology annotation, biological process: phospholipid dephosphorylation; cell-cell adhesion; phospholipid metabolic process. The record is from RefSeq and is a predicted model, not a curated record.
CAGUGGAGGUUUGGGGAUAAAAACCUUCGGGAAGGGGGCUGAGCUUCUUACACUACUCUGGGGAGGAGGAGGAGAAGAAGAAGAAGGAGGAGGUUUUCCUUAAACGGGAGCUGAUCGCCAGGCACGGAAGACUAUGCAUUAGGUUCGGAUCUUGAACACAGCAGGACUGCACUGAAUUUCCAUUUAUUACAUAAAAACACAGAUAUAUUUAUAUAUAUUUCUUUGUUUGUUUCAAGUUUUCAAGCGAAUUUGGAGAAUCGAAGUUACCGGUUAUAGUUCGUGUCUGACCUGCAGAUAAAUAGACUGCUGCAGUGCAAAUCAAAGCGAUCGCAUCGGCUGGUGCGAACUUUGUAAAAGUUUUGCUUUCAUCAGUAUUGCAUGGUCCCCUCCCACCGAAUGCAAAACGUUUCUCGGAACUUAAUGUUUUUUAAUGAUUCAUCUAUUUUGCUUUGGAUUUUAACCCAAAAACGGAAGACAGUUGUCAAUGCAAAAGUACGUAUAUGAGAAGGCAAUGGCACCAGAGAGCAGGAACGGAGGAAACGCAACGUUAAAUAAUAGCAACGGCAUGGACAGUUGCAAAAGGAAACUUCUCAUUAUCUUAGAUGUCUUCUGUUUGCUUUUAGCCGGCCUGCCUUUCCUGGUUAUCGAAACGAGCGCUGUCGAGCCCUACCGGCGCGGCUUUUACUGCAGCGACGAGUCCAUCAAGCUCCCGCUCAAAGACGGAGACACCAUAAGCGAUGCUGUGCUUACCGCUGCUGGCAUUCUUAUUACCGUCUUUUCUAUAAUCAUAGGUGAAUGCUACAGGAUCCACUACCUGAGCCAAGGCUCCAGAUCCUUCAUCGGCAACCCCUACGUCUCAGCUCUUUAUAAACAAGUGGGCUUCUUCAUUUUUGGCUGCGCCGUCAGCCAGUCAUUCACCGAUAUCGCCAAGGUGUCCGUGGGCCGAAUGCGCCCCCACUUCCUGGCUGUGUGUGACCCCGAUUUCAGCCUCAUCAACUGCUCUGUGGGAUACGUCGUGGAUUACAAGUGCCGAGGCCAGGAGAGCAGGGUCCAAGAGGCAAGGAAGUCCUUCUUCUCAGGCCACGCCUCCUUCUCCAUGUUCGCCAUGCUGUACCUGGUGUUCUACCUUCAGUCACGCUUCACGUGGCGCGGCGCCCGUCUCCUGAGGCCACUCCUGCAGUUCACCCUCCUCAUGAUGGCUUUCUACACCGGACUGUCCCGCGUCUCAGACCACAAGCACCACCCCACCGACGUGCUGGCGGGCUUCGUGCAGGGCGCACUCGUGGCCUACUGCGUGGUUUUCUAUGUGUCUGACCUCUUCAAGCCCAAGGCUAAGACUGUCUCGCCACCAUCUCCAGUGAAGAAGGAGCUUCUUCCUCCAGCAGACAUAACUGACAGGAACAACCACCAUAACAUUGUGUGAGGGGGGGUUCACACCCCAGGACAAUGGGAACCACGUGGAAAAUACACCUGACUGACAGCCGGCCCCCACUGCUGCUCAUUCUCCUCGUCUGACACCAGAAUGUAGGCAAGGGAACUAAUUCCCACUACUAAGACUAUUCAUCAUGACGUUCAUUAGAGCCACGUUAGAGGAGAGCCAGAAUCCUAAAUGUGAGUGACUUUGACGAGCAGCUACUGGCUCUUGGCUCAGAAUGGCUCUCCUUCUGUGGGAAAUAACUGGAUGAAAAGGCAAAGAGGAAUCACCAGAAUGAACGAAAGAGAAGCGAAAACGUGAAAUGGGGGUGAGGAUUCACUGCGCGCUCCAGUUCUUCCCCGGGACAGAAGUGGUCAUGCAUUCCCUCUGUUUCCAAACCUGUAUGCAUAUAGGACAACAAAUUCCUUAGUAAUAGGAAUGAUAUUUUUCUGCACAAAAUUUAACAAUAUUAAAUAACUCACAGCACUAUAUCCAAGCUAACGUCACCAUUUCACUGUCCUGAAUGGGAUGAUUUAAAAAGCCUUAAUCAGACGCCAAGGGGGUGUUUGUCCUUUUCCAAGGAAAACGAGGAUUCCCGGCAUAAAUGAGCCACUUGUUUGCCCCGUUAGGAUGCCUGCAAACAGAACUGCAGUGUAAGUUUAGUUAUGGACGUUCGGCGAGGGGACUUUGGUGGAUGGAGAGACAUGGGGUCCUGUUGCUGUUUACCCCCAGGCUGAGUGCCACGGUGGGGUCAGUGUUGUGGGCUGGGGCUGUUUGUCUGGGUGGGGGGGGGUGGGGGUCUUGGGAUUGACUCCGGGGGCUGGUAGGCACAUUUGGGCUGGGGGCUCUUUCCGCUGGUUGGGAUGGGCCCCGUUGACUCAAACGGCACAACAUGUUGGGAACUGACACAAAGAAAAGCGCCCCCCCCCGUCCCCCGCCACCCCCAGUCUGUGGAUCAGUCUCAGACAAGUUGGGGCCUGAACGUCAGUCUGCUACACGAAUACAGCCGUCCGUCUGGGGGGGGGCAGAGGCGUCGUCUGUUAUUAUGUUUCAAAAAAAAAAAAAAAAACUGUGGAUUUUUUUGUGUGUUAUAACUGCAUCUAACACCAUUAAUACUGUGCCUUCUGCCUUAUUAACCAUAAUAAUGUACAGUUUGUCUUGGUAUUUCACUUUUUAUGCAAGAACCCUGAAAAGAAAACUCGUACAUUGCGCGUCUUACAUAUUAUUUAGUCCGUCCUGUCAUUUCAAACACAGUAAGCUGUUUUUUUUGAUAACUGUAUAAAUAAUGUAUAUAUCACUAAAAAUGAACUAUGUAAAAUAUUAUGCCUGACUUUUUUAGAUAUAUCCACUAUGAAUUAAAAUGUUUGUGUCAUGACCUGUGUUACCUACAAAAUGCUGCUUAAACAAAUGCAUCGAUUGACUAUAUUUUGUAUUUAGUAAACUAAAAUAUUCUGGAUUUGUAAGGAGCGUAAAUCUCAUUACAACUACAGAUGAAAAGAUAUAUUUUAGUAUUUUUGUAUUGUCUGGUUUUGUACAAAAGAAAUUAUUAGCAUUUUCCCCCUGCUAAAUGUACUUAGUUAUAAUACAUAUGCCUUUAAAUAAAAACCUCAUCACAAACAAA